UGCGACCACAUUCUCUUCCCCACCCUACCCCCACAAAGAGUGAGUUUUCACCCUCCUCUCUCUUUGCCCUCCCUCCCUUCAUCAGAUCCCUCUCAAAUCCGAGCAAGUUAGUUGUUUUGUUUGUGGAUUUCUACUCCUGUGUAUCCCUAGAGGGUUCAUGUGAAUUUCAUGAGCAUUAGUACUUAGUGAACCGAACAACAACUCCAGAACAUAGUGAUGCCUUCUGCCAUGGCUGCGUGCCCAAGGAAACGCCGCCACUCUAUGGUGGUACCCUACAACUCUCCAUGGGCGUCAUCACUGCAUGCCGAUUUGCUUCUGCUGGUAGCUUGGCGCCUUCUGGAUGGUGACUUGAUGGACUAUGUUCGCCUUCGAGCUGUGUGCAAAAAUUGGCGGUACGCCACUAUUUGCCCACGCGGUCGUGGCAUCACCGAUUCUCGUUUCCACCCGCGCCGUUGGAUGAUGUUGCCCGAGGGUCACGGUCUCCACCCUGGCCACUACAAGCUCGGGGGGUUUGUUCGCUUUCUCAACCUUGACACGGGGACAUUGGUCCGUGUCAAGCUCCCGUUGUUCAAGAACCACUGCAUUCUUGACUCAGUCAACGGCCUCCUCCUCCUCCAGAGGGACGAGGACUCUGCCAUUCUCCUCCUCAACCCUUUCACUAGUGACAUCACUGAGCUCCCACCACUCUCCACCCUCCUCACGCAAGUGGUGAAACAGUCUGAGAUCACAGUUGGCCUAUGCUACUGCUAUCUCCUCAAACAUGGCAUGUCUACUGCUGUCUUCUGCAACAAUGACGGUACCACCACCGUCAUGAUUAUCUUGCAUCAUUUAUCACAGUUGGCCUAUGCUACCUCCCAAGACAAGCAAUGGAUCAUGGCGAGCUGGGAUCUUCCGUUAAACAUGAAAGCUUUGUCAUGUCAAGGCAAGUUAUACUUGGUGCAGUAUCCUGCAUCUCAUGGUUCACAGGUUCUUCAGAUUGACCCACCCUUGCAGGUUGGUUCGCCGCCACCACGGCCAAAGUUAAUUGCCACAUGCCCAACAAAUAAACUUGUCUAUGGUUAUCAUCUGGUAGAAUGUGACUCGAACAUCCUUCUUGUUUGCCAUACCGAUGAUUCUCGAUCACCCAUUUUGAUUUACAACCUUGAGAAUAUUACUGCGGGAAGGUUUACCCCGGUAAGAAGCAUUGGAAAGCAUGCCCUCUUCCUCGGAGAAAGGAGUCUGAGUGUCUCCUCUAAGGCAUUGCCUACUAUCAUGGCUGAAACUGUCGUCUACAAAGAACCAAGGGAGCAUCGCUUUGUGCAAUACCACCUCGGUACUGGCAAUUGGUCUGAACCAGUUGACGAAUGUGGCAUCUAUGGAUAUAGCCCCGGUCCUCAUAGCCUCAUCCAACAUAUCAUUACUUGUUGCAUUCGUCGUGCUUGGAACAAAGGGUUGAUAUAUUCUGAAGCGGAAGCGUAUAAGCCUGGAUGGCUCACCUGGAAGGUUAAGAGAAAGUUUCGCCAUUGGUCUUAAAGUGAUGCAAAAGCAUGUCAAUGGAUUUCAAUUCUCCUGGGUUUUACACAGAUGAAUGAACAAGAGAGGAGAGCUUAGUUAUUUUAAAAAUACCUUUGUCACCGUUUCCUUGUUACAACAACUCAUUCCCGCGGUGCCUAUCGUUACUUUGAGACAAAUAAAUGAACUUUGAUACUUGUAGCCAUGUAGCGCACAAACAAACUGUGCACUCAUGAAAGAUAUAAGUACAUUGCUUGCUAUAUAUGAAUAUCCUACAUGAUCAUGAAGUGUAUUAUUGGACAUGGGGAAU
Messenger RNA from Triticum aestivum (bread wheat), 1801 nucleotides. RefSeq lists its product as uncharacterized. NCBI's taxonomy places the organism in Eukaryota, Viridiplantae, Streptophyta, Magnoliopsida, Poales, Poaceae. The record is from RefSeq and is a predicted model, not a curated record. The coding region runs from base 217 to 1512 and encodes 431 amino acids. The transcript has 4 exons.